AUCAACCACCGUCACCAAUUCACAGGAAAAGCUCCGUUCACUGCUUCUUCUUCUUCUUCUUCUUCGAAUUCACUCAGCUUCGAGGGCAAGGGAAGAUGUCGGGCCGUGGGAAGGGAGGCAAGGGGCUGGGCAAGGGCGGCGCGAAGAGGCACCGGAAGGUCCUGCGCGACAACAUCCAGGGGAUCACGAAGCCGGCGAUCCGGCGGCUGGCCCGCCGCGGCGGGGUGAAGCGGAUCAGCGGGCUGAUCUACGAGGAGACGCGCGGGGUGCUGAAGAUCUUCCUGGAGAACGUCAUCCGCGACGCCGUGACCUACACGGAGCACGCGCGGCGGAAGACGGUGACCGCCAUGGACGUCGUGUACGCGCUCAAGAGGCAGGGGAGGACCCUGUACGGCUUCGGCGGCUGAAAAACCCGCUGUCCUCGGCUGAUUGCGGUCGCGUUAGUAGGGUAGGGUUCUUCGAUGUAGUUCGUGAUGCAUGUGUAGUGCGUUUCGUGUUUCGAACGAAAUGAGCUUGUGGGGGUUUAGUUUUCUGGGUCUAUGUACGAAUGGGAUCUCCAUUUGGGUGAAUAGAAAUUUCAGGUUUAAGUUC
Molecule: messenger RNA, 591 nt
Organism: Syzygium oleosum
Lineage: Eukaryota; Viridiplantae; Streptophyta; Magnoliopsida; Myrtales; Myrtaceae
Product: histone H4
Exons: 1
Coding region: 96-407 (103 amino acids)
Biological process (GO): nucleosome assembly
Cellular component (GO): nucleosome
Molecular function (GO): protein heterodimerization activity; DNA binding; structural constituent of chromatin
Source: RefSeq, a predicted model, not a curated record